AUGAGUGACGGAGACAACGACAUCCUGGACGUUGUGCAGGGCGUGGAUCUCGAGCUUCGGCAUGAGCGGACCCUGUUUCCCGUGACCCAUAAGGUCCAGGCACUCGGCUUGGUUAAGCCUCCGUUUAUCACCACAAUGUCCGAGUACCAACUCGUCACGUUGGCUGGAGCUGCUCUGGGGUUUUUGGCCGGUGUUGUCGUGUGUCCGUUGGACGUGGUGAAGACUAGAAUUCAAGCCCAGGGUAAGCUGAAUCGCUAUGGUCUGUUUGUUCAUGCUUUUGGCAAAAUCAUCAGAGAAGAAGGUGUCAAGGGCUUGUAUAGGGGCGUGGUUCCCGUGACUAUAGGCUACCUUCCGACGUGGACCAUCUACUUCACCGUUUACGAGCGGGCCAAGCGGUUUUAUCCUCGGUUUUUGAGAGAACAUCUUGGCAUUCAGAAAGACUGGCUCAAUCACUUUGCAGCAUCCUUAACAGCAGGCUCUGCUUCCUCUAUAGCCGUCAAUCCUAUCUGGGUGGUGAAGACCCGCCUUAUGCUUCAGACUGGCUCUGAAAAAGUCUACUACAAAAGCACCCUCGACGCUUUCAAGACAAUGUACCGCAACGAAGGACUUCGUGUUUUCUACAGCGGGCUUUUGCCGUCGCUAUUCGGCUUGAUCCACGUCGGCAUCCAUUUCCCUGUUUACGAGGCAUUGAAGAGAGCGUUGCAUGUCAGCGAUCUGAGCCAAAUCUCCCACGGCAGCUACCACAAACUCUGGCGACUCAUUGCUGCCUCCACCAUAUCCAAGGUUAUCGCGUCAACCGUGACGUAUCCCCAUGAAAUACUACGAACAAAAAUGCAGAUGCAACGAGAGGGUGAUGCGCCGUCGGUUUCGGUGCGCAAGUGGAUUAAGACUAUUUACAAAAAGGAAGGCGCUGGCGGGUUUUACGCCGGGUACUUGACCAAUUUGGCCAGAACCUUGCCUGCCUCGGCAGUCACACUCGUCAGUUUCGAGUACUUCAAAACGUAUUUGUUGGAAAUCAGCGGCAAGGUGUAG
This is a messenger RNA of Candidozyma duobushaemuli, 1032 nucleotides long. RefSeq names its product NAD+ transporter. Gene Ontology annotation, biological process: NAD transmembrane transport. Bases 1 to 1032 code for a protein of 343 amino acids. The transcript has a single exon. The record is from RefSeq and is a predicted model, not a curated record. Gene Ontology annotation, molecular function: NAD transmembrane transporter activity. Lineage: Eukaryota; Fungi; Ascomycota; Pichiomycetes; Serinales; Metschnikowiaceae.